Molecule: messenger RNA, 1855 nt
Organism: Camponotus floridanus (Florida carpenter ant)
Lineage: Eukaryota; Metazoa; Arthropoda; Insecta; Hymenoptera; Formicidae
Gene: beag
Product: protein Red
Exons: 3
Coding region: 223-1782 (519 amino acids)
Biological process (GO): mRNA splicing, via spliceosome
Cellular component (GO): nucleus
Source: RefSeq, a predicted model, not a curated record
CACUUUGUCAGGGAGCGCAUUAGGACAAUAUACCCGUUAAAGCGAGGUGGCCGCUCUCAGGUUUCUCUCUGUAUGUAUGUAUACGAGCUGAUAUUGGCUGAUACGAGCUGUCGUCAAAUUCUACGAAUAUAAUUUUAUCUGGAUUGUUUUUUUUAAUAUUAUAAAGCUAGGAUUUCGAUUAUUAUUUCUUGCAGUUCAUAAAAGGAAAAACAACUAGUCAAAAUGCCAGAGACAGAGGAAGAGGUGGGUAUGUCAGUUCGUCUGACGAACGACGACUUUCGAAAACUCCUGAUGACUCCUAGGGCGUCAGUACCCUCAGCUACUCCAGCUUCCGUACCAGGCACAGCAAGGGAUGCCAGUGCAAAGACAGCUCAAACCCCCCAAGUUAGUGGGGGUAGUCGAGCAGAGCUGCGAAGGAAGAAGAAGAGUUUCUACGCAAAAUUGAAAAAACAGGAGGAGGACAAGAUGGCAGAACUCGCGGAGAAGUAUAGGGAUCGCGCGAGGGAACGCAGAGAUGGCACCAAUCAGGAUUAUCAGGCAGAAGAUCCUAUGAACAAUGCUAGUGCUUACAGAGCUGUUGCACCAGACCUUAAAUCCGGCAUGGAUGCCGCAGAACGCAGGAGACAGAUGAUCCAACAAUCUAAAUUCUUAGGAGGUGACAUGGAACAUACUCAUUUGGUCAAGGGCUUGGAUUAUGCUCUUCUACAGAAGGUGCGUAGUGAGAUUGAAGCGAAAGAACACGAGCAAGAACAGGAAAUGGAGAAACUUGUGAAACCAAAGGAGAAAUCAAAGAAGGAGCCGGAGAAAAAGGAUGACGAUAUGCAGUUCAAGACGAAGAUGGGCCGGAAUGUGUAUAAAACUAUCAUGAUCAUGAAAUCCAAGCAGAUCGAGAGGAAUGAGUUAUUCACUCCGGGUCGCAUGGCAUACGUGAUCGAACUGGAUGAUGACAAUGCCGACGUCGACAUACCUACAACAUUGAUUAGAAGCAAAGCGGAUGUGCCGACUAUCGACAAUACGCCGACUCUUACGACCAACGAUAUAGUGAUCAACAAACUAGCACAGAUCCUAUCGUAUCUGCGUCAAGGUAAUCGACACAGUAAAAAAGGCAAAAAGCUGAAGGAUGGGCGGGCUCGUGGCGAUGAGAAUGACAUAGACAUCCAACCACGACCGCCAGUCGCCGAUGAUAGUAUCUAUGGCGAUAUCGGCGAUUAUGUACCGACAGUGACGAGCAAGAAGGACGGGCAAUCGCGCGAAAAGAAAAAGAGUUCAUAUUUCGACAAACCCGAGUCUAAUCUCGAUACCGACGACAAAGCAAAUGCUCCUCAAUUGCCGAACGUGUUGCAACAAAAUGCAGUAACCGCAACGGACAAUAAUGCUCCCAAGAAGGGCGCAUUGUUGAAUAAGUUAGCAGCUGAACCGGAAGGUUACGCAGAAUGUUACCCAGGUCUAGAUGAAAUGCAAGAUGCUAUCGACGACUCGGACGAUGAAGUAGAUUACACGAAGAUGGAUCUGGGUAACAAGAAGGGUCCGAUUGGACGCUGGGACUUUGAUACACCCGAGGAGUAUAGUGAAUAUAUGAAUAACAAGGAAGCACUACCUAAGGCAGCUUUUCAGUACGGUGUCAAGAUGGCCGACGGCAGGCGCACCAGGAAAUAUAAUAAGGAGAAAAACGAGAAGGCGGAGCUCGAUCGUGAAUGGCAGAAGAUUCAGAAUAUUAUGAAUAAGAGGAAACCGACGACGACGAUCGAUGGCUCAUCUGAGUUCAAAGUACCGCGAUAUUGAAAUAUUUUAAUAAUAUAUCUUCCUCAGAAUUAGAGAAUUAGAGAACGAAAUAAGUUAAUUCUGUAAAGUUAUA